Messenger RNA from Panonychus citri (citrus red mite), 2598 nucleotides. RefSeq names its product oligopeptidase A-like. Gene Ontology annotation, biological process: peptide metabolic process; proteolysis. NCBI's taxonomy places the organism in Eukaryota, Metazoa, Arthropoda, Arachnida, Trombidiformes, Tetranychidae. The record is from RefSeq and is a predicted model, not a curated record. The transcript has 6 exons. Gene Ontology annotation, molecular function: metalloendopeptidase activity. The coding region runs from base 107 to 2314 and encodes 735 amino acids.
UUCAUUUACUGUUUACAUUUAAUUCAAUUCAAUUAGCUAAUUAUUGUCUAUUUAUUUUCCUUUAUUUUUCUUGUUUAAAUUGUAACUUUUUUUUGCAAAGAUUAACAUGAUUAUCUCUCUUUAUAACAGGUCGAUACCUUUUGUUUCCAACAGAAUAAAAUUCAUCUUUAAUUCAUCUACUAGAAACUAUUCUUGGUUCACAGCGAAAUCUGAUUCCUCAAGAGCAAAAAACCUUAAGGUUCAGGUUGUUUAUGUUCCUGAGAUAUUACCUGAUGGACCUGCUGAUAAUCCGGCAUUAGUUAUGCCAAAAGGUGAACAACAAAUGAUCCAAUUUAAUGACAUAACUCCAAUUUUAUCUUUACGUGCAUUUCUUAAAAAUGUCACUCAAUUUGACGCAAUUUUGGAAGAAUUAAUCUCAGGUGCUGAUAGAUUUUCAUCUCGACAAAUCAUGGAAAAAAUUGAUUUUGCUCUUGUACCAAUGAGAUACAACCUUAGCCUUGCUCAUGUUUUGACUCAUGCUUAUCCAAACGAUUACAAAUAUGGAGUCUUGGAUGAUAUGUAUCACUCGUAUUUGAAGCAUGAAGUUAAUCGUUUUAAUCCAUUAACUUAUCAUACAGCUUGUGAAAUAAUAGAAUCAACAAAAGGUACAAAUAGUUUUGAUGAAUUACGUCAACUUGGUCAGUUUUACCGGUCGAUGGGAAAACUUUACGGCUUCCAUUUAGAUCUUUCAUCUCAAGAAGUUGUGAAUGAACAUUACAUGAGUAUUCAAAAACAUGUCAGCACUUUUAUUUCCAAUGUGAAUAAUUGUAUCAACAAGGAAGCUGUUCUGAUAACCGAUGAAAACAUAAUCAAAGCCUUACCUGAAAGUUUCGUUACUAAAGUGUACAAUAAAACGGGGAUCAAGCUACCAUUGCAUCCAACGGCGUACGAAAUUUUCAUGACCUUUUGUCCAGAUAAAUCAACCAGACGAAAAGUUUGGGUUGCUUACAAUUCUAAGCCCCAGCAACGAGAUUCGGUAAACAACUCGGUGGAAUUUGAAAAAGCAAGAGAUCACCGACAUAAAUUGGCCAACGUAUUGGGCUACGUUAAUCACGCUGAAAUGGUGAUCUCUCGUAAAAUGGCUGGAUCAGUGGAAGUGGUUAGCAAGAUGUUAAACUCAAUCAAUGAAAGAAUUAGUGAAAAAUAUAAUCAAGACUUAGAAGACAUUAACGCUGAAAAGGGGAGAAAAAUGAUCGGCCAAUUGGAUCUAUGGGAUCUGCCAUACCUCAAGAGAAUAUCGAUAAACAGAAGGUUUGGUUCUAAAAUCGAUGUAUCCCGUUACUUCCCAUUGGACAAAGUGAUUUCUGGGACGUUUCAAUUAGUUGAAAAUAUGUUCGACAUUAAAAUCGAGCAAGUUGAUUCAAACAAAUGUCAAGUUUGGAGUCCACACGUGAAAUUUUACCGUCUCGUUGAUAGUAACUCAAAAAUUCUGGGCCACUUUUACUUUGAUCCUUAUUGUCAACGAGCCGACCGUUAUGGAUCUAAUAUUAUCGAGUUAACCAAUAGAACGAAAACUUUUGAAACUACUCCAUUGGUCGUAGCAUUUUUAUCGAAAAAACUUCCUAUUACAAAAGAACAACAAAUUCUUUUGUCUUAUCCAGAAUAUUUAAGUUUUCUAUCCAUGAUUGGUCGUAUUCUAACAAUAAUAACGUCACAACACAAUUACUUCGAACUGUCCACAAUUUACAACCUGCCCAAAGACCGAUUAGAUUCACUUGGACACGCGUUACUAUUGUAUGGACUUCACAAUCUAAAAGCGGUGCAACUUUGUAGUGCCAAUAUAACAAAUGGUGAACCUUUACCUGAGCAAACUCAUAAUCUUCUCAAAGAAUAUAUUUUAUCUUUCGAGAGUAUUGGAUUAACCAAUGAUAUCUUCUUGUCGGCUUUUGAUAUUGCCUUGUACACUAACACUGAAUUCUGGAGAGAGAUAUUACCGGAAGUAUGGCGGAAAUACAUGACGAAGUUUGAACUACCCAAGGAAUAUGCUUACCCUUUGUCUUUUAAUGAAAUCGUUUCAAAUGAUGGUGCUGCCGGUUAUUACUCGAAAAUUUGGUCUCAGAUGAUCGCUUCUGACAUUUGUGCGGCUUUCUUGGAGGGUGAAGCCAAUGGCGGACUAAAGGAAGUGGGCAAACAUUUAAGAAACACUAUUCUCUCAACCAAUUCAUCUCUUUUAAGUGCUGAACUAUUCCGUGAAUUUCGUGGUCGCGAUCCAUCAUUAGCACCACUUAUAGAAUUACAUGAUUUAACAGCAAAAGCCCGAAUCACACAAUCAUAAAACUGACUAGUCUUCAUGGAAACAAAAUUAAUAGAUUGUGAAUUAAUCAGUUCAUCAGCUAAUUUAAAAUGAAUGAAACUUUUUCUUUGUACAAAAUUUAACAAUAACAAAAAUCUGAUUAUCUAAUUAACAGACACUGAUUAUAGUUUGUUAAAUUUUAUUUGUAAAACUUUGGCUAAUCUAUUAGUAUAUUAAUGUGUAUUAUGUAUGUUAUUUUUAACUUCAAAUCAAGAAACAUGAUUAAUGUUGAUUAAAGAUCAGUGGUCAAAUUUGUAAAUGUGAAA